This is a messenger RNA of Cuscuta epithymum, 2463 nucleotides long. NCBI's taxonomy places the organism in Eukaryota, Viridiplantae, Streptophyta, Magnoliopsida, Solanales, Convolvulaceae. The record is from the annotation of a GenBank genome assembly.
CUUGCAUAACAAUUCAAUUCAAAAAACGAAAUUAGUUGCUUUGGUUAUGUUGAUCCCUUCCAAGCAAGCUUGCGCAAAGCCACAAUCCUGCAAUUGUGAUCGGAAUAAUCACCAGGCUUUGAAGUAUGCCAAACCUUUUUCUCUCCGCCGCUAUGAGCCUAAACAAUGGCCACUUCUAGAAACAAUCCUUUCUCUUCUCCCUCAAACAUCCUAAAACCUUCUCCUUCUUUCUUCUUCUUCUUCUUCAAUUCCCCCAUUUGCUUCCCAAGUAAAGCAUCCAUCCUCUAUCAUACUAUGGAUUCUCCCAUUAGUACAUAUAUAAUCCCAUAUGGAACCCCUUCUCAGCAGAAUAAACUCACACCCUCCGAAUUGCAAUACCCAAACCGAACAAAGAAAUCUAUCCCGUAUCUUGUUGACGAGAAUAAAUGUCCUUACCAGAACCAGCAGCCACGGGAAGAACCAAUAAGUAUACCAAUAGGGUAAUCUUAAAAACUAUACUUGAACGCAGCGAUGGCGGGCUGGGAUUUGUCGGCCAGAGAAUGGUGAUUGGAGGGUGGGUUAAGUCCUCCCAGGAGAUCAAGAAGGAUACAGGCAUUCCCCUGGCUGCGGGGACUAAAGACGUGAGCUGUGGGGAAGUUCUGUCUCGAUUUCCACUUCUCCGGUCAAUCUUUAAGGCUUUCAGAGGAGAUGGGGAUUCUCGGGUUCAUGAUAAACCGGAUGAUGUGCAAAAACCGCAGCUCCCUUCAUUUAUGAUUUUGAAAGUGAGCGAUGGCUCCUCUUUGCACAGUCUUCGGGUACUGGUGGACUCGGAGCUGGCAAUUCCUUCUCAAGUCAUGCCUACUGGAACGUGCAUAGUAGCAGAAGGUACAUUGCAGCAGCCAGCGUCUCAGGGGAAACAUCUUAUUGAAUUCAAAGCAGACAAAGUUUUGCAUCUUGGGACCGUUGAUCAGAUGAAGUAUCCACUAUCAAAGAAAGGCUUAUCCAUGGACUAUUUAUGGGAUUGGUCUCACCUCCGAGCUAGAACAACAACGGUGGCUUCCAUAAUGCGAAUUCGGGAUGCCAUGAAUCAAGCAUUUCAUACAUUCUUCCGAGAAAAUGAAUUUCUGUAUGUGCACAUGCCUACAAUGACUAGCACCAACACAAGCGGAUCUAGAAAGAAAUUUGCAGUCACAACUCUACUAGAAAAGGACAAGUAUGAUGGAAUGGAUACUCUAGAACACAUUACAGCUUCCAUCAAAGAAAAAUCUAAACUAAUAGAAAAACUUGAGAGAAGUGAAAGUAACAACGAAGCCUUGGUUGCUGCGAAGAUGGAUCUAGAGAUGAUGAAGAAGGUUAUAUCAUGUUUGGGCAGCAAGAUGCAUCUGACUGCUUCCGGUCGCCUUCAUCUAGAGAGUCAAGCGUGUGCACUUGGAAAUGUUUACACUUCUGGUCCCAGGUUUCAAGAGAAGAAAUCAGAAUCGAAGAAGUCAUUACCAGAGAUGUUGGUGGUUGAAACUGAAAUGGCUUUCUCUAAAUUAGAGGAUGCCAUGAACUGUGCCGAUGACCUCUUAAAAUUUAUAUGCAAAUCGGUUCUAGAAAAUUCAACCGAAGAUGUGAAGUUUCUCUCAAAACGAUCCAAUAAAAGUAUAACAGUUAUGGAGCACCUUAAUUUCAUUACAUCGUGUUCACUCAAAAGAGUUUCUUAUACAGAAGCCGUGAAUGAUUUAAAACUGGCCACUGAAAAGAAAUUUGGAAAACCUAUAGAAUGGGGAGUUCAACUCAGUGAUGAACACACAAGUUAUCUGGUGGAUGAAAUCUAUAAAGGCCCGAUCUUUAUAUACAACCAUCCAAAGAAUCUGAAACCAUUCAAUGUGCGUCUCAAUGAUGAUGCAAAAACAGUUGCAUCAUUUGAUAUAUUAUUUCCAAAGGUUGGACUUUUGAUUAGUGGAAGCCAAAGUGAGGAACGCUUGAAGACUAUGAGCUCUAGGAUAGAGGAGGUUGGAUUGCCUAAACAACAGUAUGAGUGGUACUUAGAUCUUCGAAGACAUGGUACUGUUGAGCACUCUGGUUUCAGUGUAAUGUUUGAUUCUUUUGUUCUCUUCGCCACUGGACGCAAUGAUAUUAGAGAUGUUGUUCCUUUCCCUGUGCGUUCUAGCAAAACCAGUACUUGAUCUUCUCAGAGAAGGAAGCUCCAAAAGAUAAAUGGUCAUUCUAGAAUUCUGAGAACAAUACCUCUAUAAUAGAUUCUACUACAUAUUUCAAUAGUUCUUAUUAUUUCUUUUUAUGUAAAUAUUUACUUAAGUAGUGCUGUUGAAAAUUCAUGUGCAUUGGAUUCAAACAUUGAUACAUCAUACAUGUACAUGUUACACACACGUAUGUAACCAUGGUUGAUGAUGCAGAAGGGUACAAAUGUAAUUAUACGUGUAAUAAAAUUCAACCCAAAAAAUUGUUAACCCAAAAAAUUGUUAUCCCUAUCUAGUAUCU